This is a messenger RNA of Amphibalanus amphitrite, 4041 nucleotides long. RefSeq names its product PR domain zinc finger protein 1-like. The record is from RefSeq and is a predicted model, not a curated record. Gene Ontology annotation, molecular function: DNA-binding transcription repressor activity, RNA polymerase II-specific; RNA polymerase II cis-regulatory region sequence-specific DNA binding; histone deacetylase binding. The transcript is spliced from 8 exons. Gene Ontology annotation, biological process: regulation of transcription by RNA polymerase II; cell fate commitment. Bases 743 to 2878 code for a protein of 711 amino acids. NCBI's taxonomy places the organism in Eukaryota, Metazoa, Arthropoda, Thecostraca, Balanomorpha, Balanidae. Gene Ontology annotation, cellular component: cytoplasm; nucleus.
GGCAGACAGCGUUUGGGGCCGGUGGGGCGCGCGGCGCAGCAGCGGCACAUGUGAGCGAGCGUAGCGGACAGUGAGGGAACACGUGCACGAGUCGCAGUGGUGUACCAAUAGCGAUCAGCGCGACUGGCUUUGGAGCGGCGCGGCGGCGCCACGCAGGUUCAACAAAGAUGCCCACCUCGGAGACAGAGGACGCCUGCUGGAACCUGGAGGAGCUCAGCGAGAGCGAGUUUGACGCGCGCGCCACGUUUCUGGUGCGCGACUCGCCGGUGGCGGAGGGCACCGAGCAGCGCGCGCACGCCUCGCUGCCCAAAAACGUCACCAUCAAGGAGGGGGUGUCGGGCGUGCGCGCCAAGAUCGGCCUGCCGCAGGGUACCCGGUUCGGCCCCCUGGUCGGCGAGCCCCUGCGGAGACACCAGGUCUCUCCGACGGCCAUCAAAAAGUACUUCUGGAGGGGUCUCUCCGCUUUGCGCCGGCUGCGUCUGCGGAAGCUCGCCGCCAGGCUGCAGGUACUGCUUGUUGAUAGCCGGACUGGCCUGUCCCGCCGCGUGCCCCACGGGAAGGGAUUCACCAGCAUGUCGGCCCGUCAGAGGGGUGCAGCACGCCCGGCACUGCAGCGGCACGCGGCACGCGACCGUCCACUGCCCGCACGUGCAGUGUGCGCCCCCGCGGACUGAUCACGGUAUACACAUCGAGCGAUGACUACUACUUUUUGGACGCCCGUGACACGAGCAAGUCCAACUGGAUGCGUUACGUGAACCCGGCGUUCUCUCCCAACUCGCAGAACCUGGUGGCUGUUCAGCACGAGCAAAACAUCUACUUUUACACGAUCCGCGACAUUGAGCCGGGCGAGGAGCUGCUGGUGUGGUACUGCCGCGAGUUCGCCCACCGGCUCAACUACCCGGUCUCCGGCUCCCUCAUGCUCGACCAAAUACAGCAGCGUGCGAAGGCCGCUCCUGCGGCGGGGGAGGAGGUGAAGCAGGAGACAACGGGCGCCGAGACGGCCGGCCACGCGGCGCGCCAGCAGACGUCGCCGGUGCGCUCUGACGAGGGCUACCUGAGCCACGAGUACCAGCCGGACUCGCCGCACCACGAGCCCAGCAGUGACGACGACUGCGACAACAACUACGUGCUCGACUUCAGCAAGUCCGGCAAACGGCCGCGAGACGAGGACGACUCGCGAAACGAGUUCCGCAAGGUCAAAAUCAAAAUGUCCAAGGCGUACCACAUCAAGUCGCAGAACGAGGCGGAGCGCCGCCGCCAAGACUCGACGUCGGUCGAGUCCCACGACGAGUCGGCGCCGGCGCACCACAGUCCGGCCGUCUACAGUCCGCCCAUGACCAGCACUCCGGCCAGUCCGCGCAGCGCCGAGCCGCGCCCCUCCAGUCCGCGCUCACCGCCCACCUAUCACGUGAUGAGCGCGCCGCUGCCCCCGCAGCAGUCGCCGCCGCUGCCGCCGCCACCCCAGCAGCAGCAGCAGCAGCAUGUGCACGUCAGCGGCGGCAGCGAGGGUGUGCCCGACCAGAGCUGGGUGUCGGAGGCGUACCGGGCGCGGCCGUACGGGCGCGCGCCGCGCUCACCAGAGGCCGACUCUCAGUACCACCAGGUGACGGACAGCACCCAGGUGGGCAGCGGCAGCGGCAGCGGCCACCCGGCCGGCCGCGAGUUCCAGGAGCGCCUGCGCCGCUACGGCGUGGACCCGGUGGGCGCGCGGCCCAACAGCAGCCUCCUGGAGAACAUCCUGCUCUACAAGCGGGAGGAGGAGCCCGUGCCGCCGGCGCGGCUCAUGGAGCCCGUGCAGGUGAUCGUGGCGUCCGAGUCUGCGCCGCAGCCGGACUCUGUAAGCUCGCCGACCGACUACUACUACCGACACGCCGGCCAGCGCUACCUGGACUCCAUGCAGCCCAGCCCGGACUCGAGCUCGGCGCCGCCGGUGCCGCGGCCCUCGGCGCCGCCGCCGCCGCCGAUCCAGGCGGCCGCGUGUCCGGCGCCGAGCUCGUCCAGCGCCGUGUACCCGUGCUUCUCGUCCUACCAGUACCAGUACAGCCCGUACCCGUCAGACGGCUACGGCCGCGCCAACAGCGUCGGCUCGGCGUCGUCCCAGGUGUCGCCGGGCUGCCGGGGCGCGCCCUCGCCGGCGCUGGGCUCCGAGUCGAGCGAGCCGCGGCCGCGCGGAUUCCGGUCGCUGCCCUACCCGCUGGAGAAGAAGGACGGCAAGAUGCACUACCAGUGCAACCAGUGCCUCAAGACGUUCGGUCAGCUCAGCAACCUCAAGGUGCACCUGCGCACGCACAGCGGCGAGCGGCCCUUCAAGUGUGAGGUGUGCAGCAAGAGCUUCACGCAGCUGGCCCACCUGCAGAAGCACAACCUGGUUCACACAGGCGAGAAGCCGCACGAGUGCCGACUGUGCAGCAAGCGCUUCAGCAGCACCUCCAACCUCAAAACACACAUGCGGCUACACUCUGGCCAGAAGCCGUACGUGUGCGACAUUUGUCCGUCCCGCUUCACGCAGUUUGUGCACCUGAAGCUGCACAAGCGGCUGCAUACCAACGAGCGGCCGUUCACCUGUCUAACCUGCAACAAGAAGUACAUCAGCGCGUCCGGCCUGCGCACUCACUGGAAGUCGACCACAUGCAAGCCGACGGCCGAGCAGGAGCGCCAGCUGCGGGUCAGCCGCGAGUCGGCGGCGGCGGGCGGCGGCUCGCCGCGGCCCGGCUUCAGCCCGCGGCCCGACCUGGAGCUGAUCGAGCUGAGCAGCGAGGCGCUGAGCCUGGCAGAGGCCGAGGCGUGGGCGGGCCGCCAGUCGCCCAGCAGCUCGGCGCCGGCGCCCCGGCCGUCCGUCAUCGACACGUCGCAGCUGCACGUCAUCGAGUGCUCGUAGAGACGGCACGGCCUCCAUCGCCGCGGCACUCUGUGUGUGCCUGCACGGCCUCCAGCGCGGCGGCACUCCGUGUGUGCCUGCAUGGCCUCCAGCGCCGCGUGCCUGCACGGCCUCCAGCGCGGCGGCACUCCGUGUGUGCCUGCACGGCCUCCAGCGCCGCGGCACUCCGUGUGUGCCUGCACGGCCUCCAGUGCCGCGGCACUCUCUGUGUGCCUGUGCAUUGACUCAAUUGUAAACUUCGUGGCAUUGUACAGUAUUUUUUACACUUUACAAUUUACGCUAUCGCUAUGCUUGUUCUGUUGUUCUUAGGUGCAAUAUUUGUAAAGGGUUGGGUAGUUGUUAUAGUAUGAUGCCAGUAUGUCUGUACUUAAAGCAAUACUAUUUUCUUUGGGCAGUUACGUCCUGGAUGCUCGGAUGCUAGGAUGACAGUUUUGUUUCACGGCUACUGCGAGUAACAAUUGAUUAGUAAUUAUACUGCAGCCUUGCCUUUUAGCUAUUAUAAUAGGUGAAACCUUUUGUGAUGAGGUGUACUUUAAAGUGCACAUAGGACUGAAGAGUGAUGUCCUAUUAAACGGCACACCAUUUUCUCUGAAAAUUAUUUGGAAACUGAAUGGCAUUACCUUUGCUAGGAUUGCGCUCUAUACAUGGCCAUGAGCGGUUCUACUAAGCAUAUUCCUGUUUUUUUUUCUGAACGCUGGCCAGAGCGAAUUGCAAGCUUUACCAGAGAAUAUUGGAGACUGCUGCAUGUUCUGCUAUCAAAUUUGAUGCUAUGUUUGUUAAUCUGGUUCUGGUCAGAUUAACUGUAUUGCUGCGAAAGGGUGUGGUAGGGUAAUGGAAAGUGGGAAGGAGUUUGUACAUUUUAUACAUAAUGAAAGCUGUCGUUGACUUGGGCAUUGGACUCUGCUCUGUCUCUUGUUUCCUUGGUUGCUAGUGUCUGUGUAGACAGGCGAGUACAAACUGUAGACUGAAGGAUGUUGAUCUCAGGCCGGCCGUGCCGCCGUUGUUUUGCUCUUGUUGCAGCUCAUUGGCUUCGCUCCGUUCGUCUCUCCCGAACGUUCAUCGUUGUAGGUGGUGCGUUGUUAUUUAUUUUGCGGCGUAUAGAGAUCACAGUGUAUAAUAUAUGUAUGUAUUGUAUGCGCAUAAAAUAAAUUACCACGUAUUAC